Molecule: messenger RNA, 5435 nt
Organism: Alligator mississippiensis (American alligator)
Lineage: Eukaryota; Metazoa; Chordata; Crocodylia; Alligatoridae
Gene: LARP1B
Product: La ribonucleoprotein 1B
Exons: 13
Coding region: 1555-3597 (680 amino acids)
Biological process (GO): mRNA stabilization; positive regulation of translation
Cellular component (GO): cytosol; cytoplasmic stress granule
Molecular function (GO): RNA cap binding
Source: RefSeq, a predicted model, not a curated record
CUGUCCUCAGACAAGUGAGGGAGGAGCACAGACACUUCACUGUUGGCCAGAUUUCUGGGCAUGCAGUGUAGAAUCGAGAUCUUCUAAGGUAGGACAUGAUGAUGUCCCCCUCUGAUGCUCAGAAAAAUUUCAGUUAAAGCAUUGGUCGCAUCUGACUUCUGAUUGUAUUUGUAUUUUAUUUUAGCAACAAGAUGUUGGCAGGUGUCAAUAAAAGGCUUAAGAUGGCUGGUUAACCAGAUUCAUUGGUUGCUUGGUUUGUUGGAAAUCCCUGAGACUCCUUGGUUGUGGAGUUUGCCUUUCACAAGAGAGACACUGUUGAGCAGGUUUAGAACAUAAUUUCUUUUGGCUUUUCUCCUUUUACAAGAUUCUUGGAGGCUCCAUAAUUUUUUUUUCAGUCCUCAUUGCAUUUGUGUCAAGUCACGGGGAAUCAGCUUGCUGCUUUGGUUAUCCAUUAUAUCGCUUCUAAGUGGAGUUUAUGUUCUUAUUUUAAUACUUCAUAAGUAUAAAUUAUGAAAGGUAGAAUGUCAGAAGAAGAAAGUUGAUUGUAAAUAAACUUGUACAGAAUGCUCAUUCCUCAGUGGAGUCAAAGAUAAGUGAGGCUAUUUUAAAGCACGUAAGGGUUUUUUUGAACCCUUAUGUAUUGAAGAGUUUUAGAGAUACUAGCCUCUUUCAUAAGAAAAGAAACUUUGAUAGGAUUUGUGGCUACAAGAACAAUGCCAAGCUAGUUUCCAUGACCGAUACACAUUUCUCUAACUUGAGUGAGAAUGAGGGUUACUCCAUAGUAGUAUACAGGUUGAUGCACGUUAAUAUGCAAAGUAAAAAUUAUUUAAAAUAAAGUAUAAUUAAUAAUGCCUUGUACUAGACCUAUUUCAAAUUUUUGUGUUUGUUCUAAAAUUGGAGUGCACUAAAAAUGCUUCAUUUUGUAUCAGAAAAUAAUUAUUUUUUCCAAAUGAAAUUUUAUUUAACAUCGGCAUACACCCAAACUUGCAUCCUCUUAAAAAUGAUUGAAGAACUUCUGGAAAGACAAAAAAUAAUUUAAAAAUUACUGUCUUCUUUGGACUAAAUUUUGUCAUUUUUAUGUCUUCAUGAUCAUUAAUGAUAUUGCAAUUUCCCUCUCUGUAGAAUAGUGGACAUCAGUAAAGCGGUUUGCAUCAACUUCAGUUUCCACUUUUCAUUCAUGCUUGUGGAACUUGUAUGACUAGGUGGAACUUAUCUGAGAUUUUACGUUAACUAAAAUGUUACAUUUACAGCUAUAAAGUAAAUAGUAUCUGUAUGUAUUCCUUCUUGUCUGCCUUUCAAAUGAGGGAUGGAGAGGAUUAAGAUUUCAUAAUAGCAUGCAGAAUAGCUUUGAAAGAAACCUGGAUCCUGCUUUUAUAGAAGGACUUUACUUGUUAAAGUUUACUCUGCCUGCAGGAUACUGAACAAGAUCAUGCUGCUCAGACAGUGUUUUACCUUCUUCUGUGUUGGCUCUGGCCUAAAGGGAAUAGCUAUCAUCUCUUUGAGUAUUAUUUCAGCACGGAAAAUUUGGAAAGAGACUUCUUUCUGAGAAGAAAGAUGGACCAACAAGGAUUCUUACCUAUUUCUUUGAUUGCCACCUUCCACCGUGUGCAAGCUCUGACUACAAAUGUUAACCUCAUCUUAGAGGCUCUAAAGGAAAGUACAGAAGUGGAAAUAAUAGAUCAGAAGAUGAGGAAAAGGAUAGAUCCAGAAAAAUGGCCAAUUCCUGGUGCCUCUCCAUGUAAUCUGCAACAGACUGACUUCUCUCAGCUCAUCAACUGCCCAGAAUUCAUACCAGGCAAAGCAUUUGGCUCUCAUACUGAGUCUGCACCAAGCUCUCCCAGAAUGGGAAGUCCAAUAAGUCCAAAAACAAGUAGUGAAACAAGUAACCUUCAAACAAUAUCUAAAGGAUUGUCUACAAGUCUGCCAGAUCUGGACUCUGAACCUUGGAUAGAAGUAAAAAAGAGACAUCAUCCAUCAACAGUUAAAUUAAAGGAAUCUGCACCUCCACUUGAUCAAACAACAAAUCAGCAAAAGCAGCCCCCACCUCGAGAGGAACAAGAGCAAGAAGAGCUUGACUUUUUAUUUGAUGAAGAGAUGGAACAAAUAGAAGGUCGCAAAAAUAAGUUUACAGAUUGGUCAGACAGCAAUUCGGAUUAUGAAAUUGAUGACCAGGAUGUAAACAAGAUUUUGAUUGUAACACAGACACCACCUUACAUGAGAAAACAUCCUGGUGGAGAUCGUACUGGUAAUCAUGUGUCUCGUGCAAAAAUUACAUCAGAACUUGCUAAAGUCAUUAAUGACGGUUUAUACUAUUAUGAACAGGAUUUGUGGAUGGAGCAAGGUGAGAUCAAUUCAGCAGCUAUGAAGCAAGAGGUUGAAAACUUUAAGAAGCUUAAUCUCAUUAGUAAAGAAGAGUUUGACAAUCUUGCACCUGAACCAAUCAUUGAUCCAAACCAGGAAGUUCCUCCAGGGCCUCCAAGAUCACAGCACGAUUUAACAGAUGAACUGUCUUGUAAACUGUUUGUUGUAGAAGUACCUCCAACAGCAAUGGCUCGUUCACUGCCAACAGCGGUCCCAGAAUCUCCAAGAGUUCAUCCUGCCAGAACACCCAAAACGCCUCGGACCCCACGGCUCCAAGAUCCCAACAAAACACCAAGAUUCUAUCCUGUGGUUAAAGAAGCAAAAUCCAUUGAUGUAAAGACUCUGAGGAAGAGGAAAACACGACAUAGUACAAACCCUCCAUUAGAAAGCCAUGUUGGUUGGGUAAUGGAUUCCAGAGACCACAGGACAAGGACAUCCUCUGUGAGCAGUUCAAAUGCUUCACCCUCAGAAGGUGCCCCCCUUGCAGGAAGUUAUGGGUGUACUCCUCACUCGCUUCCCAAAUUUCAGCAUCCUUCUCAUGAACUUUUAAAGGAAAAUGGCUUUACACAACAAAUCUACCACAAAUACCGUCGAAGGUGCCUAAUGGAAAGGAAACGUUUGGGAAUUGGCCAGUCCCAAGAAAUGAACACACUUUUUCGUUUCUGGUCCUUUUUUCUCAGAGAUCACUUUAACAAGAAGAUGUAUGAGGAAUUCAGACAGCUUGCUCUAGAUGAUGCAAAAGAGCACUACAGGUAUGGAUUAGAGUGUUUGUUCAGAUUUUACAGCUAUGGUCUGGAAAAAAAAUUCAGGCAAGAGAUUUUCAAGGAUUUUCAAGAAGAAACAAAAAAGGACUAUGAAUCUGGUCAGCUGUAUGGCCUAGAAAAGUUUUGGGCUUAUCUAAAAUACUCUCAAUAUAAGACUCCACCCAUUGACCCCAAAUUGCAAGAAUACCUCAGUAACUUUAAGAGAUUGGAGGACUUCAGAGUUGAUCCUCCUAUCAGUGAAGAAUCUGGAAGAAAAAGACCUCCUAAUGUAAUUGGUGAGGAGACUGGUCAUUCUAGACACCAGUCUAAUUCCUCUACUAAGACACUGCUUGCUGCUAGACCUUCAGCUGCCAAUCAAUCUCAGGUCCCAGGAAACUUUUCCAGUAGGAAUACUCUACAGGAGUCUAGUGACAACAUAGGCCACAACAGUGCUGCCACAAAAUCAGUAGAUGGUGACAUGCCUGAGAAAUAGACAUAAGAUGUGCUUGUGCCCUUGAGAUCAUCCUUUACAUCAGUGUUUAAGUAUAGCAUCUUCAGGGGAGCUGUUACAAUGCACGAUUAAAAACAAAAGUAUAGGAAGACAAAGGAUUGCAUUUUUCUCUUUCACAAGAUUAAGUUUGAAAUACUUUCCCUAAGUGAGUAGUUCUUUGUUUUGGGAUCAUCAAAGAUCCAGAUGAAAUGUCUCUUUGGUUUCAGUAUUGCUUUCCUCAAGCUGUUGUUUACAAAACCUGCAUUUCUGUACUAUAUGCAAAAAAAAAUGUCUGGGGAUGCCUUACAUUUCAGCUCAUACUUCUUAAAGAAGGUGUGGUAUAUCCAAGUUACUUACUGAGCUUUCUUCACCCAAAUUUUCCCCUUGUUGGUUAAUAUUUUUACUUAUCAAAGCCAAAAGAUUACAUAUAUGUAUAUUUUUAAAAUAUAGAGAAAGAAUCUAAGUUGGUAGGUUCACUCUUAAAUAUUUAACUCUAAAAAGGAAAUAUUUUAUAUGUAUGCAUAAAGCACACUCAGGAUGUGCAACUGUAUGGAAGUGUGAGCACUUGUGGAGUCUGUUUCAUUAUUUUGCUUUCUACUUAACCUUCAUAGUUAGUGUUGUGAGUAGGCAUGGAGUUUUCUGAGUGGACAUCAUCAACUGGUUUAGUUUUAGGGAAGUUUUUAUUCAAAGGUAAAAUACAGGGAAGAGAGGGUAUGUUAAUUUACGUAUGGUCCCAAAUUAACUACAUAUAGUUGCUGGUUGUGCAGGCUGAUACAAUUGCAAAUAACUUUCAAGUUGUUUUCACUUUCAGAGAGGUUCUUGUUUUGUUUUACUUUUCAUUUAAGUUUGCUUUAUUUUAUACUUGUAAAGUGCUGUUCAAGAGAGUUAUAACAGAUUUUUUAAGACUUUAUUUUCAUUUCAACUAAUAUAAUAUUUUAGUUCUGAGGGAAAUUUAAAGCACUCAUAAAUUUAUAUUUUGCUCUAUUUUAGAAUCUGUUUGAAUGAAGUUGUAGUUUUAAAUUCUGCUAGUUAAUAAAAAAUGGAAUUUCAAAAACAGGUCUAAAAUAUAAUUUCAUAAAAUGUAAAUGUUUAAAUGCUAAGCAUUAGUUACUAUUGAUGGGAGGUAGGAAAAUUAUUAGUUGUAUCACCUGUACUUUCCUUAUUUCUUUCAUUUAUUUUGAUCCAGAAGAUUUAGUAUUCCUGCGGAAAUGAAUCCUCUUUCCUAAUGUAGGGGGGAAGAUGGGGAUUAUUUCAUUUUUGCUAUACUAGUUAACUGCAGAAAAUCCUUCGGUUAACUGUAAAGUUAACUUUCUAGAAGUUAUGUCUGAUGCCUUAAAUGUUGGGAAUAUCCUAACUGGUUCAACAUCCCUACAUUGAGUUUUAAACUUGUAAUGGAUGUCAGAGGUUUAUGUAACUCAAAUCUGUUUAAAAAAUCCACUCAUUGCCUUGUGAAUCUCAAUAGAACAAUUAUGAAUAUGUACACAUUUGUAAAUGAGCAUAUAGCAGUGGCCUUCCCAGUAGUUAGUUUCCAUACAAAACUGAGCUGUUUAGAAGUGUCUUAAUUUAAAAGGAAAAUAGGUAUUAACAUUAAUUGUUACCUACAAACAUUUUAAAUAGCAUAUUUUCAACAUGCUGAAGUCAUACAUCUCAAUCCUGUUUAAUCUAUGCCUCCUAUCCAUAAAAAUGAUGCAAAUGUAAAUUGGGAUUGAAACUGUAUAUACAAGUAAUAGAAUUUUUGCUUUCACUUUUUCAUUGAAUGAUAUGUGUGCAUAUUUAGCUUUUAGCGUGUGUAAUUUGUGGUAUAUCUUUGCAAAUUUUAUAAAAAUACCAAAAAGCUCCAA